Messenger RNA from Heterocephalus glaber (naked mole-rat), 2773 nucleotides. The record is from RefSeq and is a predicted model, not a curated record. NCBI's taxonomy places the organism in Eukaryota, Metazoa, Chordata, Mammalia, Rodentia, Bathyergidae.
CCCGUCAUGCUGUGCGGCACCAGGUGGGGCGGGCCGGUUGUUAGGUCUUCGUGAAGCGCUACGCUCACGCGAGUCUCUCUAGUCCUAGGUACUGAUACCAGGGCCACGUUCAUACUGGGCAAGUGCUCAACCAUUUAGUUACAUCCUCAGUUCUUUUAAUUUUGAAGAGCAGUGAGGCAUUUAAUUGCUCGGGCUGCCCUCGAACUUGUGAUCCUCCUGCCUCAACCUUCCAAGUACCUUGGGUUAAGCUCGAGCUACAGUCCCAGCCCCGCUGAGGAUGAGAAUGGAGCCUAGCCCCGGCCUCACAGAGCAGCGCGGUCCUGAGAAGGUGGCUGGGAGCACAGAGCAAGAGCCAGCACCGUGGCAAGCCUUCCCUGUGCUGUCUGAGCAGCAGUCUGGGGAUGUGGAGCUAGUGCUGGCCUACGCUGCACCCGUCCUUGACAAGCGCCAGACCUCCCGCCUCCUCCGAGAGGUGGCGGCUGCCCACCCGCUGCCUGCACAGCCUCAUCUCAAGCGAGUGCGGCCCCGCCCCGACACCCAUGGUGCCCCUGAGCUGGAGCUGCUGCUGUGCCUGGCUGGGCCGGCCCCAGGUCCACGCUCGCUGGCUGAGCUGCUUCCUGAGCCCUCUGUGGACCCCCAUGGCCUGGGGGCGCCCUUUCUGGUGCCUGUGCCUGCCCGGCCACCCCUCACCAGGGGCCAGUUCGAGGAGGCCCGGGUUCACUGGCCCACAUCCUUCCAUGAGGACAAGCAGGUGGCUGCAGGCUUCAGCCCAGACUCCAGGUCAGCCAAAGCGGAAAUGUCUGGGAAGGAGAACAACUUUCCGCCGCUGCCUAGGUUCAUCCCACUGAAGCCCUGCUUCUACCAAGACUUCUCUGAUGAGAUUCCCAUCGAGCACCAGAGACCAGGAGGUGACCCUCAGGCCUGGCCAGCAUCCUCAGUGGCCAUACCCUUCAGCACCUGGCUCAGCCUCUUCUCGCUCAGCCUCUUCUCCCUCACCCCACCAGUUUACUGUGUCACCCUUGGGGUCAACCUUGUCGCCUGCCUGGCCUGGUGGAUCGGCAGUGGUCAGGGAGCCAACUUUGGUCUGGCCUUCGUCUGGCUGCUGCUGUUCACCCCCUGCAGCUACGUGUGCUGGUUCCGACCUGCCUACAAGGCCUUCCGAGCUGACAGCUCCUUCAAUUUUAUGGCAUUCUUCUUCAUCUUCGGAGCCCAGUUUGUCCUGACUGUCAUCCAGGCUAUUGGCUUCCCGGGAUGGGGCGCAUGUGGCUGGCUGGCAGCCAUCGGGUUCUUUGGGACCAGUGUCGGCGCUGCCGUGGUCAUGCUGCUCCCCGCCAUCAUGUUUUCACUGUCAGCUGCCAUGAUGGCCGUCGUGAUCCUGAAGGUGCACAGGAUCUACCGUGGGGCUGGUGGAAGCUUCCAGAAGGCACAGACAGAGUGGAACACAGGUGCCUGGAGGGACCCGCCAUCGAGGGAAGCCCAGUUUAACAACUUCUCAGGGAACAGCCUCCCUGAGUAUCCCACUGUACCCAACUAUCCGGCCAGCGGCAGCCAGUGGCCUUAGAGGGGGCUGACCAGCCCUGCCACCUCCCCACCUGCCUGCCGUCACUGCCCCUCUGCUCCUGCUGCUCUGGUCCUGUGAGGCCUGAGCAUUUGUCCUGCCCUCCUUGGAGGCCCAGCCACUGCCAGAGCCCAAGUUCAUCUCAUCCUAGGGACUCAAGGCCCUAGCCCCUCAUCCUGCAGCCACCUGGUGUUCCCUAUGGGCAGCCACACCUUCACCUUCAGGUCACAGAGGGUGGCAGCAGGUUGGGUGUGCCGUCUCCAAAGAACUGAGGAUGCAGGGGUCAUAAUGCCAAGCUUUGCGUCAUGUCCUCAACCCACCUGUUGCCUGGGUUGGCAGAGGGGCUGAGCGUCCCCCAUCCCACAUAUAGCGAUGACUCCAUGGACGGGGUUGCAGGGACAGCAGAGGCGGGUCCACUGCCUCACCAGUGACCUGUGCUGCUCCCUGUCUGCCGGGCUUCCUUCCUGCACUCCUCCCCCUGGGACGGCGAUGUUGGGACCCUGUUGUCCUGCAUUUCCAUCUGUGGCAGACAGCCUUCCUCUCCUGGGACCAAGGUCCCCUCCACAAGAUCUCUGUCUGCAUCCUGAAAACUGGCCGAGCCCCUGGGCAGGUGCUUGUCCUGAUUCUUGAGAGCAGCUUGUCUCAGCCAUACAGAGGAGAAUGACCCAGAGGUCCCUGUCCUUAGAAGCCAGACGGAGAGAGCCUCCUCCUGGAUCUUUGGGUGCAGAGCCAUGAGGAUGUCCUUCCCCCCACCCGGAAGGGGACAGCCCUGUGCCUUAGAGAGGAAUAUCACAGCCAACACUACUUACUGUCUCUGCUCCUCUAGCCUUGUCCCUGUCAGAAGAGCCAGGCACAUCCUGCGGGGCAUCCGCAGCACCUUUAAUGAUAUUUGGGCCAAAAUCAACUUUUUUCCAUGACCUUUCCAUGCUGCUGGCCAGGCCUUCACAGGCCUUCCACACCCAGCUGCCCAUCCCUGGAGGUCACACUAACCAGCAUGGGAAACUUCAGGGGAGGUGGAGACCUGGGGUCACCGGGCCUAGGGUCCCUGCCAACACCUCAAGGUGGCAUCUCAGCCUGACUGUAGGGCACUGGGGCAGUGGAGCCCCUUGGGCCACCAGCAGCCCCCACCCGACCCCCACAUGUGCAUGGUCACAGUGCGGUGGGUUUUGUUAGCUGAAAAUGUUCUGGAAAUAAAUCCUUUCUGCAUUGGAGCAA